AUGACUUCCUUCUCCCAAGUUCUUCUCUUGGCCAUUGUGGGCCUGGCAGCCGCCUCCGCCACUCCGGUGGUCCAGCAACCGGGCAGUGCGCAGUUCACCUCGUCCAUGACCCGCUUCCUGGAGGCCUUCAGGAGCAUCAUGCCCUGCGGCUACGACGGCAUCCCGGCGCUGGCUCCCUUGGUAACCCCCUUCUACAAGUUGAACUACACUACCGACGACUACACCGUGGUGGGCAAUGUGACCAACAUCCGCAUCGAAGGACUCGACGGCUUCCAGGUGCUGAGUGCUAGCGAUUACGGAAAGACGGGCGAAGCCGCCUACGACCUUCUCUUCCCCAAGAUCCAAGUGCUCGGCUUCGCUGACUUGGAGGGAUUCAUCAACAUCGGUGGCUUCAAGAUUCCCAUUCGCCAGAAGGACGUCAUCAACGAAGCCCUCAUCGACCUCCGCUUCGUGGGAAGCUACACCUUUGCCAACAGCCUGACUAACUCCUCCGGCCUCCGCAUCGUCGACUUCCAGCAGUCGGUCUACCUGGCGGGCGUGCAAAUGGACAACUGGAACACCCUCUGGAACAUCUCCACCAACAACUUCUGGAACCGUGUGUUGAACACAUAUGUGCCCUUGGCUCUUCAGGAGAUACAGCCCGGCCUCACCAACUUUUUGUACCAGAACUUUAUGAUUCCCAAGAUCAACGACUUGCUGGCCAACGUGAGCAUGGCCGAGUUGGUGGGUUACUACCAGACCUUAGCGAAGGAUUUCGAGAACGCCAACUGCAAGGCUUAA
Drosophila bipectinata is the source of this 780-nucleotide messenger RNA. RefSeq lists its product as uncharacterized. NCBI's taxonomy places the organism in Eukaryota, Metazoa, Arthropoda, Insecta, Diptera, Drosophilidae. The record is from RefSeq and is a predicted model, not a curated record.